AUGGCGGACGAAGAGCAGCCACAGCAAGAGCUGCCCUCGCAGUCUCCUACCGCACAACCAACCGACUCUGAGCCCGUCGAAGCCGCCGACGCAGCAGCAGCAACGCUCGAGGAUGCCACCGCCGUCCAGGAGGCUGCUCCUGAGCCCACCUCGGAGCCUGCGCCCGAAACUGCCGACGAUAUCGACGUGAUCCCACCUUCCGACCCAGAUCAACUCACCGCCGUCGUUCGUGGCGAAGACACUGCAGCAGCAGCGCGCACCGCAGCCAUCUUUGACGAGGACGACGAUGACGAAGACCAACAAAACGCGGACGAGGACGAUCUUCCCAGCUUCCGUAAACGCGAAGCGCGCGAUGCCGACAACGCAGACGAUCCAGAUGCAGCUAUCAUCCGCAAGAAGAAGAAGAAACGUCAUCACAGUCCGGACGAGCCGUCUUCCGCGAGACACGCUGUAGAUGAUGGUGGUGAGGUGGAACAGGAAGAGGAGGAUCCGUAUGCCAACAUGACCGAGGCAGAGAUUCGACGCGCGAGAACGGACAGGAUGAUCGACGAGGCGUUGAAGGCGGGCAAGAAGAAGGCUCCGAGGAAGCGAGCUGGCGAGGACGAUUUGGAUCUGCUUGCUGACGAAGAGGUGGCUGCGCUGAGGAGGGAGAUGGUCACCGCGGCGGAUGAUGAUGAGGAGGCAAAUAGACUCAAAAGGCCUGCUACGAACAAACUCAAAUUGCUACCCAAGGUGGUGGCUACCCUGCAAAAGAGCCACCUCCAACAAUCCAUCCUCGACAACAACCUCCUCGAAGGCGUCAAACGCUGGCUCGAACCUCUCCCCGACAAAUCCCUCCCUGCGCUCAACAUCCAACACCAGUUCUUCCAGAUCCUCGAACGCAUGACCAUCGACACCAUCUCGCUCAAGAUGUCCGGUCUCGGCAAAGUCGUCGUCUUCUACAGCCUCUGUGCUCGCGUCGAACCCAAGAUCAAACGCUCCGCAGAGCACCUUAUCGAGAUAUGGUCGAGACCGGUGCUGAAGCGUUCGUCGUCGUACCGCGAUCGUCAUGUUGCUUCGGCCGAGUGGAACAGGGAUGCGCUGUCGCAGCAGCAGCAGAGGGCGGGCGUCGGCGAGGUCGGCAAUUCCAACAGAAGGAACGUCGGUAUUCCGCAGGCCGUCACCGCUGGAUUCAGCGUCGCGCCCCAGUCGAUCGCUGGUCAAAGGAGCGAUUCCGGCCACGAGGCUAGGAUGGCUAACCAUAAAAGGCUGAAUCAGUUCAAGAGCAGGUUGAAGGAGGCUAAGCGUUGA
Pseudozyma hubeiensis SY62 is the source of this 1290-nucleotide messenger RNA. RefSeq names its product transcription factor. Gene Ontology annotation, biological process: poly(A)+ mRNA export from nucleus. Bases 1 to 1290 code for a protein of 429 amino acids. The transcript is spliced from 2 exons. Lineage: Eukaryota; Fungi; Basidiomycota; Ustilaginomycetes; Ustilaginales; Ustilaginaceae. The record is from RefSeq and is a predicted model, not a curated record. Gene Ontology annotation, cellular component: nucleus.